AUGACGAAAGCGCGGGACGAGAAGCCUGGAAAGGGCCUCAACGAGAAUCAAUUCCCGUUCUACCUCAUUCGGUGGGGCCGUGUCGUUACAGAUGAGUCCCACACACUGCGCAACCCGCAGGGUAAGAAGGCCACGGCGUACUGCGCGCUUAGGAAACGUGCGGGUCUUGCGCUGACGGCGACCCCCGUCCAGAACUACCCGUGCGACUUGUACGCGCAACUCAAGUUCUUAGGCCGAGACUACAAGAACCUUGUUAAAAUGAAAGACUUUCACGAGGUGUGUCAGCGGGAAUACCAGGCGCAGGGAUCUAGAGUCAGUUUCAACAGUCUCAAGAUUUAUUCGCAGGAUGUACUCUUAGAGUGCGUGAUCCACAGACCCAAGAUCUCGAGCAGCGGUAAGCCGUGCCUCAGCCUGCCUGGCCGUCAAGACCACGAGCUACACCGUAUUAACCUCUCCGACGGAGAGGAGGAGUUCUAUCGCUAUGUUCUGGAGAAGCACCGGCAUAAUGGCGCCCUUGCGGAGCUGAUUAGGCUGCAACAGGCUCUUUCUGAUCGGUGCGCUGCGGUGUGUGUCGACCCGAGGCUGAUGCUCGAGAAGUUGCCGCCUGACGAGGGAGAGCUCGCGGAGGGAGCCCAGGACGAGGACGUGGAGCGCAUCGCAGCAGAGGUCUCCCGGAUUGGUCGUCUUCCUACUGAUGCCCGAGGACAAGACGCAGCAUCGGAUGUACUCGUCGCUGGAGAGCUGCCUCUGUCGAUUAAGCACCUCGCUUAUCUCUUCGAUGAGAGCUAUAUCCCGACGACCAUCCAGACGGUGCUGGACAUACUCGAGAAGAUCAGCGUCCGCUCCGGCGGGGCGGACAAGACGAUCAUUUACUCACCAGUCUACUUUCGGGGCCCGCUCAAGACGUUGAGCGCUCAUCUGACCUCCAUAGGUGUCGGGAACGCCGUCUACCAUGGGGACACAAAGCCACAGGAGCGCACGGCGGCUCUGCACUGCGCCGCCACGGAUGACAGCUGCAGGGUUCUGCUCAUGACCAUCCAGAGUGGCGGGACCGGCCUAAACAUUACGGCGUGCAACAACGUCGUAUUUCUUGAGCCGUGGUGGAAUCCGUACCUCGAGGCGAAGCUCACUGUUUAUCCUAGGAACAAGCUGUCGGGCGCGUCUACCGCAUAG
This is a messenger RNA of Phanerochaete carnosa HHB-10118-sp, 1173 nucleotides long. RefSeq lists its product as uncharacterized. Lineage: Eukaryota; Fungi; Basidiomycota; Agaricomycetes; Polyporales; Phanerochaetaceae. The transcript is spliced from 7 exons. The record is from RefSeq and is a predicted model, not a curated record. The coding region runs from base 1 to 1173 and encodes 390 amino acids. Gene Ontology annotation, molecular function: ATP binding; ATP-dependent chromatin remodeler activity.